UCCACCAACAUCCGUAUCGACAGACGUAUCCACGCUGUUCUUAUUGUGGCAAUUAUAGCUGGGAUGGCCUAUGAAGGCAAGCCGAACAUCGAGAAACAGCUGAGAAUCAAAGGAGAGUACAGUAAUCCGGAGCAAGAGAUGCUCUUCGAUUGGAUCGUACGGCGUACCAAGCCAAAUGACGUUUUUGCUGGAACAAUGCCUGUUAUGGCAAAUGUCAAACUAUCCACUUUGCGUCCCAUUGUAAAUCAUCCUCACUACGAAGAUGUUGGCAUUAGGUACUGUAAUCUUUGA
Molecule: messenger RNA, 291 nt
Organism: Cylicostephanus goldi
Lineage: Eukaryota; Metazoa; Nematoda; Chromadorea; Rhabditida; Strongylidae
Source: the annotation of a GenBank genome assembly